Messenger RNA from Prorocentrum cordatum, 871 nucleotides. Lineage: Eukaryota; Dinophyceae; Prorocentrales; Prorocentraceae. The record is from the annotation of a GenBank genome assembly.
GACCCUGCGGCCGGCGGCCCGCACCCCGGCGCUGGCGGCCGCGAGGGCUGGCGCGGUGCCGGCGGCCCGCGGCUUCUCCGAGAUGGCGUCUCCGCAGAAGUUCGCGAUCUACCGGUACGACCCAGACACCCAGGCCAAGCCCUUCUUGCAGGAGUACACUAUUGACCUGCAGAGUUGCGGGCCGAUGAUCCUGGACGCCCUCAUCAAGGUCAAGGACGAGGUGGACCCCACCCUCACGUUCCGCCGCUCCUGCCGCGAGGGCAUCUGCGGCUCGUGCGCUAUGAAUAUCAACGGAAAGAACGGCCUCGCAUGCCUCCUGUACAUCGAGCCCGGCCCAGCGCCGAUCGAGAUCCAGCCGUUGCCCCACACGUACGUUGUCAAGGACCUCGUGCCCGACCUCACGAACUUCUAUAACCAGUACAAGUCCAUCGAGCCUUGGCUCAAGCGCAAGGACGCGAAGGCAAAGGGGGAGAAGGAGUACUUCCAGAGCAGGGAGGACCGCGCCAAGCUGGACGGCAUGUACGAGUGCAUCUUGUGCGCCUGCUGCAUGACAUCGUGCCCGUCCUACUGGUGGAACCCAGAGUAUUACCUUGGACCGGCCGUGCUCAUGCAGGCGUAUCGGUGGAUCGCGGACUCUCGCGACCAGUUCACGGAGGAGCGCCUCGCGUGGGUGAACGACACCAUGAAGCUCUACCGUUGCCACGGCAUCAUGAACUGCACGAACUGCUGCCCCAAGGGCCUGGACCCCGCCAAGGCCAUCGUGCACCUCAAGGAGGAGGUGGCGGACACUUAUAAGGACGCCUGGAAGGGCAUGAUGACGGAGCAGAUCGUGAAGAACAAGGGCCGCGAGUCGGGCAUGAUGUACAUGUGA